AUGGUAGAUACGUAUAUCCAUGUGGUCCUUAAGGCUGUGCUCUCACUCCACCUAUUGCUGUUCGUUCCUGUCACGGAGGAAUGCAACGACAGCCGUUGGAAAUGGUUUAAUGGUUGUUUGGGAGCUUUGGAUGGUACGUACAUCGAUGUGAUGGUAUCUAACGAAGACAAGCCACGAUAUAGGACACGGAAGGGUCAUAUAUCGACUAACACUUUGGCUGUUUGCGAUAGAAAUCUCAAGUUUACAUAUGUGCUGCCAGGUUGGGAGGGCUCGGCAGCCGAUUCGCGUAUUCUACGCGAUUCAUUGAGUAGGCCCUACGGGCUGCGUGUCCCAAAGGGAAAUUACUACUUGUGCGAUAAUGGGUAUGCCAAUUGUGAGGGCUUCCUAGCACCGUACAAAGGGGUUCGAUACCACCUAAAAGAAUGGGGCCCAAUGGCAGCAAGACCCCAAAACCCGAAAGAACUAUUCAAUCUAAGACAUGCAAAGGCUCGCAAUGCAAUCGAGCGGGUGUUUGGCGUGAUGAAAAUGAGAUGGGGAAUAUUACGUAGCGCAUCUUACUAUCCCAUUAAAAUCCAGAUUAGAUUGAUAAUGGCCUGUUUUGUCUUGCACAAUUUCAUUCGGGGGGAGAUGGUAGUAGAUCCAAUCGAACAACAGUUCGAUGGGCUAUUCCCAGAGGCUGCUGAACUUGAACCGGAUCAUGGAGAGGUCGUGGAUAGUGUUGAUCCAUCACCUGUGUGGAAUGCAGCGAGGGACGAGCUCGCUCAUUCAAUGUGGCAGCAAUAUAUGAAUAAUUAA
This is a messenger RNA of Salvia miltiorrhiza (redroot sage), 795 nucleotides long. RefSeq lists its product as uncharacterized. NCBI's taxonomy places the organism in Eukaryota, Viridiplantae, Streptophyta, Magnoliopsida, Lamiales, Lamiaceae. Bases 1 to 795 code for a protein of 264 amino acids. The transcript has 4 exons. The record is from RefSeq and is a predicted model, not a curated record.